Felis catus (domestic cat) is the source of this 624-nucleotide messenger RNA. RefSeq names its product deleted in primary ciliary dyskinesia homolog (mouse) (gene DPCD). The record is from RefSeq and is a predicted model, not a curated record. The transcript is spliced from 4 exons. The coding region runs from base 31 to 423 and encodes 130 amino acids. Lineage: Eukaryota; Metazoa; Chordata; Mammalia; Carnivora; Felidae.
GGAGAAGGAAGGUGCACUAUUUGUUCCCAGAUGGAAAGGAAAUGGCCGAAGAAUACGAUGAGAAGUCAGGCGAACUACUUGCCCAUCUUCAUGCGCAAGGACACCAAGAUGAAUUUCCAGUGGCGGAUUCGAAACCUCCCCUACCCUAAGGAUGUCUACAGCGUCUGUGUGGACCACAAAGAGCGCUGCAUCGUUGUCAGAACCACCAACAAAAAGUACUACAAGAAGUUCUCCAUUCCUGACCUAGACAGACACCAGCUACCUCUGGAUGAGUCCUCGCUGAGCUUUGCUCAUGCCAACUGCACGCUGAUCAUCUCUUACCAGAAGCCAAAGGAGAUCCUGGUGGCUGAGGCGGAGCUUCAGAAGGAGCUAAAGAAAGUGAAGACAGCCCACAGCAGUGAUGGGGACUGUAAGACCCAGUAGCAGCUCCCCCCAAGCCUACACCUCGGGGGCAUGGAGGGGGUGAGACUUUUCCCGUUGGCCCAUGAGACUUUGAGGCUUGGGCCUUUCUGGUGCAAGAAAGCUCCUUGCAGGAGCUAUCCAGCCUCUGUGAGAACUGGGCCUUGGGGCGCUCUUAGACCCCACAUCGUGGUCUUAUCUCCUAAGUAAAGUCAUUCUGAGUCA